Molecule: messenger RNA, 757 nt
Organism: Homalodisca vitripennis (glassy-winged sharpshooter)
Lineage: Eukaryota; Metazoa; Arthropoda; Insecta; Hemiptera; Cicadellidae
Exons: 2
Coding region: 33-653 (206 amino acids)
Source: RefSeq, a predicted model, not a curated record
ACAAAAGAGAUGCAAAAAAAAUACACAUUUGGAUGGACAAUUGUGCAGCCCAGAACAAAAAUUGGGCUUUGUUUUCCUACCUGACAGGAUUGGUAAAUUCAAAUGAUAUUGAAGCUAAUGAGAUUGUUUUAAACUAUCUAGAGACAGGACAUACAUUUAUGUCUGCAGACCAUUUCCAUCACCAAGUUAAUAAACAGAUAAAGUCAAAAGGAAAAAUGUAUGAUUUUGAAGACUUCAAAGAUGCUGUCAAAGCUAGUAACUCUGGAAAGGUUACUGUAAAGAGCAUGGAGCAUCAGGACUUUUUCACAGAAUUUAACUAUUCUUCACAGUAUAAAAUUAUGCAUAAAGUUCCUUGUCCAUAUCUUAGUGAAAUGGUACAUGUUCUUUUCCAAAGAGGAUCUUUUGACAUGUUCUACAGAAAAUCAUUCAGUGGGGAAGUCUUUCAAUUGUCCUUUUUAAAAGCAGGAUUUACGAAGAAGAGAGAAGUUCCAAAACCAAAUACAAGAACCAGCCCCAGAGGUGUGAACAAAGAAAAGAAACAAGACAUUAUUAAAAAACUUGUGCCUUUGAUGCCUCCCAACAGACAUGGCUUUUGGGUUGAUCUAGCAGUGAGUGAGGAGCCUGAUCUAAUCACAGAACAUGACAUUGACUGAGUUGUAUAGACAAUAUUCAUGUAAAUUUCUAAAAAUGUGUGUAACUUUGUCAUCAUAGUAAUUAGAAGUCUCAUUUUAUCAUUAAAACUAACACUAGAUAAAUA